This is a messenger RNA of Xiphophorus couchianus (Monterrey platyfish), 3660 nucleotides long. RefSeq lists its product as uncharacterized. The record is from RefSeq and is a predicted model, not a curated record. The transcript is spliced from 19 exons. NCBI's taxonomy places the organism in Eukaryota, Metazoa, Chordata, Actinopteri, Cyprinodontiformes, Poeciliidae. Bases 412 to 2256 code for a protein of 614 amino acids.
AUUGAGAAACACAUAAUGCAAAACUAGAUUCAGCUUCCUUGUAUAUUUGUUAGCUUCAUUUAAUGCAAUGGACUGAUUUACAGUGACAAAAAUUUAUUUGAACGCAGAUGCGCCUCCCUUUUGAUUUAAUUAUUUAAAGGAAUAGUUCAGUCAUAUUUAGUAACCUGUUGGUAAAGCCCUUAGAAAAGAAUUUAUAUUUCUGUUGAAAUUGCACAAAAACACGGAGAAAAGCAAAGAGGAUGGUGACAGAGAACUGGAGCCAAAAAGCAUUUGAAAAGUUAGGUGGCGGUGUACUUGAAAAGCUGUUCAAGAGCCGAAAAGUUUGUCAAAGAAGAAGAGACCACAUCCUCCCGAGCUCAGCUGGCGCGGAGAACAAAAUAUUUCGGGGGCGUUGGAGUUAUUUACAGAUUUAUGAUGGGGACCUCAGGAAAAAGUGAGGAAAUAAUCAUCCUCAGUGAUGACGAAGAUGAUAAAGACACUUCCUGCCUCAUUGUGGAAGUGGAAGCUGUGAAGAAGACCGGUGGUGUUUUACCUGUAAGCCCACAGGAUGAAGACCUGGUGGUCACCUUCUCCCGUCGGCCUGACGUGCUUCCUCACGCCCGUUACGACUGCCCCAUACACCCUUUUAUGCCUACAGAUUGUGAGAGGACUGCUCCGAUGGCCAAUAAUCAACUUAUUUGUGAUCAGUGCUUCUGCUACGUCUGCGACAAGCUGGCGUCACUGUGUGGAAUGUGGUGCUGCAGUGGAGCGUGUCACUGCAACAGCCACAACAAAAGUGACUUUUGGAAAAGCGUUAGGAACACGGCUCUGCUGGGGGAACUGCAGAGGUUCAACCUCACCCUGUCAGAAGUCGACCAUCAUCUUCGUAAUGCAGACACGAUGUUGCAAAGCUUCAGAGACGAACUGUCGGCUCUGUUUUCCUCCAUUACGUUGAAUCAGGCGAAGCUGCCAGAUUACAAAAUGGACCAGCAGAAUCUGAGCUCUAGGUAUAGACCUGUGCUUGAGUGUGUGACCCUGUUCCUGAAUAAAGCCGAGAAAAAGAACAGUCGGGCUGCAGCCAUCAUGCAUCUUGGAGCUGCUGAAGAGUUUAUGAGACAUUUUCAAGUGUUGGGGUUCAUGGGUUCAUCUUCAGCUGCUACAAUCUCUGAAACUAUAAUAAUAUUAUUGCACAGAGUAAUAUCAUCAGUACAGAGACGUAUAGUAAUGGGUGACAUUACGCCAUUGUUUAUGCAAAAACUGCAAACUUUUUACCAGAACAGGAUAUGUUUCCCAGCUGACAUGAGGCCGCUAAAAGACAGUCUGACCAUCCGACACUGGCAGGACGUCCUGCUGGUGUCGGUGCUGAAGGGGCAGAAUGUGUCGGGCUUCCGGAAGGACAAGGGCAAGAAGGACAUCCUGCUCGAAACCAUUUCUGUGGUUCUGCUGAGAACUGAACUGCUCCAGCUUCAGUCCAGGUACAGAGAGUUGUGUCGAUACCUGCGAGUCGUCCUGACUGAUAACACCACACUGUAUCGGCACCUCCAAGACCUCAUUCCUUUCUUCAAGUGUAAGUUGGGAGAGUUUGGGUCUGCAUUGGAAAGCCUCUUUCCCCCGGCCAGCCCCCCCGCCUCCCGCUUCACUCCGGCCAUUUUCCUCCUCUACCUCCGGAUAUUUGAGACGGCGACGGCACCGAGGUUGACGGUCAGUCAGCCGGAGCAUCUCUGCUUCGCUGGGGCAUCCUGGGAACCGAUUAACGAUGCUGUGCCACUGAAGAGGUCUGAGCUGGUGAAGUUUGCUCUCAAAGCCCAGAGAUGCUCCUCGUCGGUCUACUCAGAUUCUCGGUGUUGGACCAGUUUACUGAAAGUGGUCUGCUCGCCUCAUGGCUCUCCGACUGCCCUGCCCGUACCCAGCCAACAGUUUCUAUACGAGUCGCGGGAUGCCAUUAUAGACCAGCUCAAUCAGCAGGGUUACAACAUACAGAUUUCCCGCUGCUUUCUCAGGACAUACCCAGAUCAGGCCUUGUUGCUGUUGGUAACAGGAGCCUUGGGUGUCAGAAUCCUUCAGGGUUCUUUUAGUCCAGCUCUGCCUAUUCUCCAUGCUUAUAAGGACAACUUGUGGGCCUUUCAGUGGCUGUGUGAUGGCAUGACUUCCAGUAAAGACCGUCUCAAGUCCUUCCUGAAGGAGAUCGCACAGGAGUCGUCAAACACACCAGGAAAUCAGCUGGUUGUUGAUAUCAAGCCCUUCCAAGUAAAGUUUCCUUCAGAGGUUCAGCUCUGAAGCUCUACAGUCUCACCUGGAUGAUCUUGCCUGUGCUGAGCCCACAUCUUCCAAAAAGGACUGGGUUUUUUUUCUUUUUUUUUUUUUUUAUCUCAAUGUGAAGCCAUGUGGGACUUUUGUUGGAUUUCUUGCUUACUUUAAACACCAUUACAGUAACGCUGCGCAACAGUAAGAAUCUGCUGUCAUGUGCUUUACAUCUGAACCUCUGUCUGCGGCGCGGUGGAUGGUAGGAAUGUUCAUCAGGUGACGCACACACAGAGAAAGAGAGAACUCUUUACUCUUUCACACUUUUGUUGCCACUUAUUAAACUAAACAUUUUUGCACUAAACACAUCUUCAGUUUGAAUUCACCCAUUUCUCUGCAUGUAAUUUAAUGAAACUGGUUUUUGAUGCACUGUACAAUAACACUGGUUUUAGACCAUUACCUGUAGAUAUGUUGCUUUAUGCAGUUUGAAAAUCAGUCAUCUACUUCAACAAUUUAGACAAAGCUGAAAGAUAACUUUAAAAAAUAACUUUAGAACAAACUAAUACUGAAAUUAGUUUUCAUUUAAUUAUUUGCUUAUGUUGAUAAAGGUUCCUGUGCAGGUCUGAUUUACAGACAUGCACAGCAAAAUGAACAUUUCAGAUGGAAAAAUAAUUAUUUCCAUACUAUUAAAAAACAUUUAACUGUUUUUUUUCUACUUUCAUAUUUAAAACAGCCAGAGCAGCUCUGCUGCUGUACAGUCUUAUUGAAUCUACUUUUGAAGAUUAACCAAAUAUUUGCAGAGUGCUGCUAAGGUGGACAUGAAUUCUGUUUCUGCUCCUGUCUAAUGAUUGUCUUUCAUGUUCAUUAGGAAUCAAACUGCCAUCAGUGUUAAUGAUUUCUGAGAUAAUCUGGUUUAAUAAAUGACUCCAGUGUUUGGCCAUGUUCUUUUCUCUGACUUUAUUUUCAAAGUAAUCAUAAACAAUAGAAUAUAUCACAUUUAUUACAUAUAUAAAUAAAAUAUAUUCCAGUAAUUUUGCACUCUUUAGCUGCUGUUUGAUUUUUAAAGCCAAAGUAAUGUUCAUAUAUUAAUAGGUUAAAACUUUUGCAGUCAAAAUUAGGCAAAUUCUUCAAAAUGGAAAACUUUCAGUCAUUGUUGAAAAAGUUUAUUUUAUGCAUUAAAGUUAGGAAGCUCAACACUUAUGCGGAUGCAAGUUGCUGACAGUCGGUAUUAAAAAACUUAACAAAAAUAAACCCUCAAUUUUAGGGUUUCAUAUGCUUUGGAUUUUAUUAAAUAAAUCUUGAAAAGAAAUAUUGCAGAUUUUGAUUUCUCUGAUUUGCUUUGUUUUACAUCAUCUAUAAUCAUGACAUUUAUACUUAGGGUUGCAUAGUUUGACUAGCUUAAAUAAUCAAAAUGACAAAAAGGUUUUUGUUCUGAAAAAA